Ahaetulla prasina is the source of this 6130-nucleotide messenger RNA. It is a transcript of the gene MSL3, whose product is annotated as MSL complex subunit 3. The transcript has 13 exons. Lineage: Eukaryota; Metazoa; Chordata; Lepidosauria; Squamata; Colubridae. Gene Ontology annotation, biological process: regulation of DNA-templated transcription; chromatin organization. Bases 2358 to 3650 code for a protein of 430 amino acids. The record is from RefSeq and is a predicted model, not a curated record. Gene Ontology annotation, cellular component: NuA4 histone acetyltransferase complex; nucleus; MSL complex.
CCGAUUACUCUGAUUCCCUAUAGAGUAAGGUAAUUCAAUAAAAUUCCAAUCAAUCUGAACUUAACUAAUUUUUUCCAAGAUGAAUGGACUCUUAAAAUUUACAGAACUGAACUAUUAAGUAAAUUUUAUCUCAUAUCCACAUAUUACCCAUUAUCAGAGCUGUGGUGGAACAAUGGUUAAAAUGCAGUACUGCAUGCUACUUCUGCUGACUUCCAGCUGCCAGCAGUUCGAUUCUCUCUGGCUCAAGGUUGAAUCAGCCUUCCAUCCUUCCCAGGUCAGUAAAAUGAGGACUCAGAUUGUUGGGAGCAAUAUGCCAACUCUGUAAACCACUUAGAGAGGGCUGUAAAGCACUGUGAAGCAGUAUAUAAGUCUAAGUGCUAUUGCUAUCAACAUAAUAAAACCAAGAACUUUAGAUUAGAAGCUUUGACUUGCAUUUUUUAAAUUUUUAUCUGCUCUGUUGAUUUUGCUACAAUCUAUAUUAACUCAUCCAAAGAAUUCAAGUAACUUGACUAAAAAUAUUAGCACAGUAGCAUUAAUAGCUACUGAGGUUGACAAUUAAGACACUGUUAUGCAUCUGUUCUUUAUUAUAUUCACAUCUGUUUCAGUAUGAGGAAUAAAGGUAAACUAGAAAUCCAAGUACAUGAGGGCAGGUACCAUAUUGUUGCUAUUACCAAAACUUGGGAUGAAACUCAUGAAUGGAAUAUACAGCAAGAGGGAAGAUUCUGGAAAAUAUAAUCAAGUAACAAAUCUGCAAAUACCUAGAGGCAAACAAAGUCAUAAUUAGAAGGCAAUAUUGAUUUCUCAAAAACAGAUCAUGCCAGACAAAUCUUAUUGCAUUCUUUGACAAUGUGACAAAAUUAGUGGAGCAGCAAAUUGCUGUGGAUAUCAUUUACUUGGACUUCAGUAAGGUAUUUGAUAAAGACCACAACCUACUUGAUAAAAUAGAAAAAUGUGAGUUAGAUAGCAUCACCCCGAGAUGGAUUUGUAACUGGCUGACCAACCACUCCAGUGAUGGGUUCUAACCGGUGUUACCACUGGUUCGUUUCACGCACGCGCUUUGUCUCUCCUGAACCAGGAGAACCAGUAGCAACCUACCACUGAACCAUGCCCAAUAGUAGUACUUAAUGGAACUGAAUUUACAUGGAGGGAAGCUUGCAGUGCAGUAACUCAAAGCUCUGCCUUAGACCAAAAUUUUCAAAAUCUUCGUAAGAUUUAGAUAAGGGAAUAGGUGAACUCAUCAAAUUUGCAGAUGACACCAAACUGGCAUAGCCAACACUCCAGAAGAUAGGCUCAAGAUGUAGAAAGAUCUUGACAGAUUUGAAUAUUGGACCCUAUCUAACAAAAUGACAUUCAAUGAAAAAAGUAAGGGUCUACAUUUAGGCAAGAAAAACCAAAUGCACAGCCAUAGAAUAGGUGGUACCCUGCUCAAUAGUACUAACUGUCUUGAUUUAGCUAGAAUCCUGAUGGACAAUCACUUGAAUAAGAGCCAGCAGCUGCCGCUGCCAAAAAAGCUGCCAAAAGCCAAUGCAGUCCUAGGCUGCAUUAACAGGAUGAAUCAAGAUCACAAUAUCCUAGCAUCACUUUAUAAUCCAUUGGUAAGACCAUAACUGGAACAGUGCAUAGUUUUAGUCACGAUAUAAAAAAAGAUGUUGAGACUCUGGAAAGAGUGAAGAGAAGAGCAACAAAGAUGAUUGGGGGACGGGAGGCUAGGGGUGACAUGAUAGCCGUGUUCCAAUGUUUGAGGGGCUGCCACGAAGAAGAGGGGUGGGUGACAACUUAUUCUCCAAAGCACAAGAAGGCAGAACAGGAAACAAUGAAUGGAAACUAAUCAAGGAGAGAAGCAAGCUAGAACUAAGGAGAAAUUUCCUGACAGUGAGAACAAUUAAUCAGUGGAACGACUUGCCUCCAGAAGUUGUAAAUGCUCCAACACCGGAAGUGUUUAAGAAGCGACUGGGCAACCAUUUGUUUGAAAUGAUAUAGGGUCUCCUGCCUGAGCAUGGGGUUGGACUGGAAGACCUCCAAGGUCCUUUUCAACUGUUAUUCAGCCGAGGAACUCAAAUGGAGACGGUGCUGGCUCUUUUCCUUUAUUUCAAGGAUCUCUACUUCGUACACAGCUUCGAAACUGGAUUUAGACUAAGACUGUACUUCCGAGGAAAGAGGCGGCCUUCCCAUGGUCCGAGAUUGUUGAUAUUGUUAUUGGAAAAGAUGAGAAAGGAAGAAAGGUCCCAGAAUAUCUGAUCCAUUUUAAUGGUUGGAAUAGAAGUUGGGACAGAUGGGCAGCUGAAGAUCAUGUACUUCGUGAUACUGAUGAAAACCGCAGAUUACAGCGCAAAUUGGCAAGAAAAGCUGUGGCUCGCAUGAGAAGAAAAGGAAAGAAAGGGCGUUGCAGAUUGCCAGGUGUUGAUUCUGUACUGAAGCUCCUUCCUACUGAAGAGAAUGAAAAGACUAGUGAAAAUUCUAUAAGUAGUUCUGAUGAUGAUGAUAGUGAUGAAGGAACAGAAGAAGAGCUAAAGAGUGAAGAAAGUGACAUUGAUGAAAAGAUAGAAAUGAAAGAAGAGCAAGAGACUCAUUCUAAAAGAGAUAUGGAAGAAAGAGCAAUAAACAUUGAAAUUCCUGAAAUCUUGAAAAAGAAACUUGAAGAGGAUUGUUACUAUAUUAACAGACGAAAGCGGCUUGUGAAACUGCCAUGUCAGACAAAUAUAAUAACCAUCUUGGAAUCAUACGUAAAGCAUUUUGCCAUUAAUGCAGCUUUUUCAGCCAAUGAGAGAUCCCGACACCAUCAAAUGACUUCGCAUACCAACUUGAAUCUCCAUUAUAUCCCACCAGAAAAAAAUGUUGAAUUAUGUAAAGAAAUGGUGGAUGGCCUAAGAAUAACCUUUGACUUCGCUCUUCCUCUUAUUCUACUGUAUCCUUAUGAGCAAGCACAGUUUAAGAAGGUGACAUCCUCCAAAUUUUUUCUACCAAUAAAAGAGAGUGUAGCAAAUUCUAACAGAAAUCAAGAAGAGCUUUCUCCAAGCCCACCUCUUCUGAAUCCAUCAACUCCACAAUCCACAGAUAGUCAGCCUGUAACAGGAGAACCUGCAACACCUAAACGCAGAAAAACUGAACCUGAAAUUUUGCAGUCUCUAAGACGUUCUACGCGUCACACAUCCAACUGUGAUAGGCUGUCAGAAAGCAGUGCUUCUCCACAGCCAAAAAGGCGGAAUAUUGAGACUCCUGCUUCAAUGCCAAAAUUGUUUUUGCAUCUUGAAAAAAAAACUCCUGUCCACAGUGGGUCGUCAUCUCCUAUUACGCUAACCCCUAGCAAAGAGGGUAAUGCAGUAUUUGCUGGAUUUGAAGGCAGAAGAAAUAAUGAAUUGAAUGAGGUGUUGUCAUGGAAACUCAUGCCAGAAAGCUAUCCUCCAGGCGAUCAGCCGCCACCACCUUCUUACAUUUAUGGAUCUCAACAUUUGCUGCGCAUGUUUGUAAAGCUUCCAGAGAUACUUGGGAAGAUGAGCUUUUCUGACAAAAAUCUAAAAGCUUUAGUAAAGCAUUUUGAGUUGUUCCUAAGGUUCCUAGCCGAGUAUCAUGAUGACUUCUUUCCAGAGUCAGCUUAUGUAGCAGCCUGCGAGGCCUAUUAUACCACCAAAAAUCCACGUGCUGUCUACUGAAACUGGAUGCAGUCAGUUGUACAAAUUGGGCAUGUUCCAUGUCUCCUAUUACUUCAAGAUCAAGAAAAAUUGGAAGAUAUAAUUAUAAUAUCACAAAGGCUUUCUACAAUGUUGUUCUUUUGACAUAAAGAAAAUUUCAUUUCAUUUCAGAGCUAUGCUGAUGUUGCAUUCUAGCACUCACCAGAUAAAUGAAGCUCUGCAUUAACUGUUAAUGCAUGGAACUGCAUACAAAUAAAGUAAGAAAAAGGAAGGGUUGCAUUGGAAACAGACUUCAAAAGAACUAAUUCAUCCUGUGUUCCACAUUAUUAUAGCCUUGCUUCAGGCUGACCUCUCAUCAUUUCUAUUUAAAAAGUGAAUGCAGUUGCAUUGUGCAGGUUGUUCAUAUUUUUUUUCUAUAAAAUCUGUAAGAAACCACUUCUAUGUUAGUAUCCUUUAUAUCUCAAGUGAUUAAGUAUGAGGGAUGGACUUGAGGAUACCGUCAAGGAAGCACUGUUAAUUCUCUGUAGGUCCAUUUCACAGUGACAAAAUAGCUUUGAUUGGAAUUAAUAAAUCCCAUAUGUUGUUUGAAUUGCUUUAGGGGGUUAGGGUUUUUGGUAUUUAAGAAGAGGAUAUACUUCAUAAUUUUUGGAAGAAAGAAUGAUGAAGUGAUAGUUACUUGGCAAAAUUUUGGAUCUGGAAAUACUUGAGUUUUGUUUUAAUUUUAUAGUUCUUGCUUGUAAAUCAACUAGAAUUUAUUUCUGAAAGUAAGAGAAGAAUCAGAAUAUUUUGUUCAUGUUAACAAAAGCUAACUGACUUCUAAACCAGAAAAAAUUGAUAAAUAUGGAAGUGUCAUGCUAUCAUUCAGUUAGUCCAGUCUUAUAUUGGUCUUAUAUCAUCUUGAGAAGUCCAUUAAUUUCACUAGGAUUAUUAUGGUCAACUCAUCUGAUACAUUACAAAUAUAAUGUGCUUGCAUGAGGCAAGCUAACUAGAACAGGAGUCCCAAUUCCUGGGUCAAGGCCCACUACCAGGCCGCAGCCUGUUCAAAACUGGGCUGUGGGAGAGAUGGGUAAGCAUGUGCAAGUGUGAAACUCCAUUUGUGUGAAUGGCAGGCAAGCGUGCAUACGAAGCUCCAUUCGCAUGAGCGGAGAGCACUUGUGCUCAUGCAAAGCUCCUUUUGUGGGAAUGGAGGUUCACGUGCAAGUACAAGUGCGCUGGGCCAACUAGCUGGAAAGGUUGGGGACUGCUGAAAUAGAAUACUUUAUAUUGUACUCUGCCAAUUGGAUAAUUAAGCCUGAUGAAGUAAUCCUAAUAAGUAAUGGCACCCUAACUGUCUUAUUUUAGAAAUUCAGAGCAUAAGCUCAAGUAGUUAAUAGUUAAAAACAGGAAUAACAGUUGUGAUCUCUGUGAUGAUAUGGACUAUAGCUGCAACCUCAACCAGCAGAGCUAAAUGUUGAAAAAUCUCAGCACAGAAACUGUAGAAAAAAAAAUUUGUUGAUACUAGUCUUCAACACUCAGGUCAUGCUUUGUAAUGCCUGCCAUUCAGCUUCCAAAUUCUUGCUGUUACAUAGAUAAUUUUUUUUAAAAAGCAUGUUAAUAUAAAUGGGUGCAAUUAUCUUAAUGCCCUUAAAUAAUAUUUGAAUGGACACCUGUUAAAAAAUGUGUGACCAGCUCUAAUUUGUGAGCUGUUAUUUUGGUGCUAAAUUGAGUAUAAAUGUGUUGGUUGAUUGAUUGCAUGCACUACUUUUUUGACAUAAGUCCUAAAUCUUAAAACAAAUUUAGACUUUGGGUUGCAGGCUUGUGAGUGAAGCAUUUAUUAAGUUUGGUGUAAAAUACUGUUUUAAAGAUAUAAUUAAAUAUUAGUGUUGUAUGAAUGUAGAAUAAUAAAUAACAUUUUUGUCAUUCUGUUUUCAGCAUGUUUGAAUGCUAACCACUGUAUUUUAUUGCAUCCAAAUCAUGCAUGGUGUCAGGCACAAAUAACCAGGAGCAUUAACUGAGUUCAAAACACAGAAGAGUUUGUUGUUACUCACGCACAAGAAUCAAGUUAACUAACAGUCAAAACUAAAUUGGUACUAGGUAAGAGUCAACGGUAUUCAUGGGGUGGGGGGUGGGGGGCUAAACUUGGCUCUUUUGUGACAACACAGUGACUCCAAACUGAUGAUAAUUUAACUCUGCCUUCCAGCUCAGCCCACUUUUCUCCUACACAUAGUAAUAUAAAACCGGCCUACAAUGGCUAAAUUGACCCAAUCCCUUAUGCUUUAGAUGGGAAUGGGAAUGGGAAGCAUUUGUAUGUACAGGAACACAAAAUACUUCAUGUGAGUUCAGCAUUUGAAAAUACUUCAUUCCAUCUUUCUUAUUUGAUGUUCAAUAUAUUCAUUUUUCUUAGCUGUGCUCUCACUUUCACAUGUCUAUAGUAUGCAAUGGUAAGUAAAUUUUCCCACAAAGAUACACCACAUUGAGGUAAGAUUUUUCAUAGAUAGAAAUGGCUGAUUUCUUUUCUGAUU